Messenger RNA from Nicotiana tabacum (common tobacco), 1625 nucleotides. The record is from RefSeq and is a predicted model, not a curated record. Lineage: Eukaryota; Viridiplantae; Streptophyta; Magnoliopsida; Solanales; Solanaceae.
AGAUAAAUCAAUACACCUAGCUUUCGGUAGUCCAACUUUCGCUUCCUUUUUCGUCGAGCAGAAUCGCCGGAGAUGAGCAUUUCGACCGGAAAAGUCGCCGGAGAGGAUUUAUUCGCCGAGGCAACUGCAGCUGCCGAUGAGCUUUACAGCUUUCGCGACAACUAUUUCCCCUUAAGUCCGGAGGAGAGAGUCUCCAAAUUGCAAAUCCAAUCUGAUCUCGCACUUCAAAUCCUCGAUACUAUCCCUAUAGAAAAGAGGAAAUUGCCACUUCAACGUGCAACUUAUGAGUAUUUAAGAGGCAAAGUACUUGAUGUAGUUCCUGUAUAUAAGAAAGAAGCAGAGGAUCAUUUGUCCAAAGCAGUUAAGUUGAAUCCGUCUCUUGUUGAUGCUUGGCUGUGCCUAGGUAACUGCAUUUGGAAGAAAGGAGAUUUAAAUGCAGCAAAAAAUUGCUUUACAUUUGCCCUUAGCAAGGGUCUAAAUAAGAAUAUUCUAUGUCAACUAUCAAUGCUCGAAAGAAAACUGGCUCAAGAUGCUGAAAAUCCAGAAGAAGUUGUUGAUGAAAGUAUUAAACAUGCCAGGGAAGCGAUCACUUUGGAUGUCAAGGAUGGAUAUUCUUGGUAUAACCUAGGAAAUGCAUUUCUCACUUCUUUUUUUGUGACUGGAGCAUGGGAUCACAAUAAGCUUAUACAGUCAUUAAAAGCAUACCAGAAUGCUGAAAGAGAUGAAAAAAUGAAGUCAAACCCUGAUCUGUAUUACAACUGUGCCACUGUGAACAAAUAUCUGGAGAAUUACGAGAGGGCCCUUACUGGAUUUGAAGCUGCUGCAUUAAUGGAUCCUGGUCUUAAUGCUAUGGAGGAUGCAAGAAUGAUGGUUCUGCUCCUUGAUAAAUUAGACUAUUUGCUUCGGGGUCAGAGUAAGGCUAAGCGGCUUUCUUCCCUAUCAUCAUCACUUGCUACAGUUGAUUUGAGCCCUUCAUACAAAAGAGCAACCAUGGAUCUCCUAUCUGAAGGUCUUAAUAAAGGAUAUGCAAUCAUUGGAAAAGUUCUGUUCUUCGCUAAGAAUGAGAGUUUAGCUCCAUUGUACUACGUGCUAUCUGAUUCAAAUCACACGUUUUAUGUAAUUUCGGUGUAUGGUAUUCGCAGUGAUGCUAUUAAAGAAGGAGAUCAGGUCACCUUAUUGGAGCCUUUCUACCGUUUUGUAGAUUUUUCUUGGAGAGAAAAGAAUAAGCAAACUCAUUUUGUAGGCUUGACCAUGGCCCAGCUAUACCAAUUCAAAUCAGUACGAGUGGAUUUUGUGGAACAAGUUCUUGUAAAUGGAAAAUGUUUGUCUCCUCAUCAUGCAGUUCGUACAUCAAUCUAUGCGCAACUCAAGGCAUGAAGAAUCGAUAAACUUUUCUUGUAAAUUUUGGCGGUUUUUUGCUGUGAAUUGAUUUUCAUGUAAAUACUGGUCUAGGCAAAUUAGCUGAUUAAGUUUCUUGAGUGCUUGUUAAUUUUUUGGUCUUCCAUAUCUCUUUCUUCUUCUUCUCAAGACUUACACAUUUUCUUGUGUGUUGAAAAUUUAUGUGCGAGAAGCUCUUUUGCCUUCUUAUUUUUGUCUAAUGUCAGCUAACGACUUCGUUUCCUUCA